Molecule: messenger RNA, 3754 nt
Organism: Papaver somniferum (opium poppy)
Lineage: Eukaryota; Viridiplantae; Streptophyta; Magnoliopsida; Ranunculales; Papaveraceae
Product: importin-4-like
Exons: 21
Coding region: 135-3281 (1048 amino acids)
Biological process (GO): protein import into nucleus
Cellular component (GO): nucleus; cytoplasm
Molecular function (GO): small GTPase binding; nuclear import signal receptor activity
Source: RefSeq, a predicted model, not a curated record
AACCUGUCUUCUUAGCGCCGCUUCUCUCUUUUUUCACAUAAAAAGGAAAACCAAAACCCUGGCCUCCAAACACCAACAGCAAACACAAAUUUAGGGUUUUUGUUUUCCUCAUCAUCCACAGUCUUCGAUUGAAGAUGUCUCAGUCACUGGAAUUGCUAUUGAUACAAUUCUUGAUGCCAGAUAAUGAUGCAAGAAGACAAGCAGAAGAUCAAAUAAAACGAUUAGCAAAAGAUCCACAAGUAAUACCAGCUUUGAUUCAUCAUCUAAGAACUGCUAAAACACCUAAUGUUAGACAACUAUCUGCUGUUCUUCUUCGUAAGAAAAUUACUGGUCAUUGGGCUAAACUUACUCCUCAGUUGCGUCAAUUGGUCAAGUCUUCUUUAAUCGAAAGCAUUACUAUUGAACACAGUCCUCCAGUAAGACGAGCGAGUGCGAAUGUGGUCAGUAUCAUUGCUAAGUAUGCUGUACCAACUGGGGAAUGGCCGGAUUUGUUACCGUUUUUGUUUCAAUGCAUUCAAAGUCCUCAUGAAGACCACAGAGAAGUGGCAUUAAUCCUAUUCAGCUCUUUAACCGAAACGAUUGGAAAUACAUUUCAAGCACAUUUUUCAGAACUGCAAUCUCUACUAUUAAAGUGCCUUCAAGAUGAGACCAGCACACGAGUCAGAGUCGCUGCUCUCAAGGCAGUAGGAUCCUUUCUAGAGUUCGUCCAUGAUGGGAGUGAAGUGGUAAAAUUUCGAGAAUUUAUUCCCUGCAUCUUGAAUGUAUCGCGGCAAUGUCUUGCCAAUGGUGAAGAAGAUGUUGCAUCGCUUGCAUUUGAAAUUUUUGAUGAAGUCAUUGAAUCUCCCGCACCUCUUCUUGGAGAAUCUGUAAAAUCUAUAGUAGAGUUUUCUCUUGAAGUUUGCUCAAGUCAAACUUUGGAACCAAGUAUUCGGCAUCAGGCUAUUCAGAUUAUUUCAUGGCUUGCAAAGUAUAAACCGACUUCCCUUAAGAAACACAAGUUAGUUAUCCCAAUACUGCAAGUCAUGUGCCCUUUAUUUGCAGAAGCAGGCGAGGGAGAUGAAGAUGAUGAUCUUGCAGCGGAUCGAGCUGCUGCUGAAGUCAUUGAUACAAUGGCUGUAAACAUCCCAAAGCUUGUUUUCCCACCAGUUUUUGAAUUUUCUUCACUGAACAUUCAAAGCCCAAACCCCAAACAUCGGGAAGCAUCCGUGACAGCCUUGGGUGUUAUUUCAGAGGGUUGUUAUGAGUUAAUGAAAGAUAAGCUGGAACAUAUUCUUCCUAUUGUCUUAAAUGCCUUAAAGGAUCAAGAACAGAUGAUCAGAGGUGCUGCAUCAUUUGCAUUGGGUCAAUUUGCGGAGCAUUUGCAGCCUGAGAUUAUAUCUCAUUAUGAAAGCGUUCUUCCUUGUAUAUUAAAUUCCCUUGAGGAUGCAUCUGAGGAAGUGAAGGAGAAGUCAUACUAUGCUUUGGCGGCAUUUUGUGAGAACAUGGGAGAAGAAAUCCUUCCUUUCCUUGAACCCUUGAUGGGGAGGUUGCUUCAAGCCCUCCAAAAUAGUGCUCGCAAUCUUCAAGAGACGUGCAUGUCCGCUAUUGGUUCAGUAGCAGUUGCGGCAGAGCAAGACUUUAUUCCAUAUGCCGAGAAGGUUCUGGAGUUGAUGAAAAUUUUCAUGGUGCUUUCCAAAGACGAGGACCUAUGUUCCCGUGCAAGGGCUACAGAGCUAGUUGGAAUAGUUGCAAUGGCAGUUGGAAGACAGAGGAUGGAGCCCAUCUUACCCCCGUUUAUUGAAGCUGCAAUUUCUGGUUUUGCGUUGGAGUUCAGUGAGCUUCGUGAAUACACCCAUGGAUUCUUCAGCAAUGUUGCUGAAAUUCUGGAUGAUGGUUUUGUGCAGUACCUUCCACAUGUUGUACCUCUGGCAUUUGCAUCGUGUAAUCUUGAUGAUGGUUCUUCAGUGGUUAUUGAUGAGUCUGAUGGUGAUGAGAACAUUAAUGGGUUUGGUGGAGUGUCAUCUGAUGAUGAUGCCCAUGAUGAACCAAGAGUCCGCAAUAUUAGUGUAAGAACGGGAGUUUUGGAUGAAAAGGCAGCAGCAACUCAGGCCAUUGGUUUAUUUGCCUUACAUACUAAGAGUGCAUAUGCACCAUACUUGGAGGAAUCUCUGAAGAUUGUGGUAAGACAUUCUAGUUAUUUCCACGAAGAUGUUCGUCUACAGGCUAUCACGGCUUUGAAAUGUAUGUUGACAGCAGCACAGAUGGUGUACCAGUCACAUAAUGAAGGGCCACUAAAAGCUAGGGAAGUUCUUGAUACUGUAAUGAAUAUUUACAUCAAGACGAUGACCGACGAUGAUGAUAAGGAAGUUGUUGCCCAAGCAUGCACAAGUGUAGCUGACAUUAUCAAGGAUUGCGGGUACAUGGCUAUUGAGCCUUAUAUGGCUCAGCUUGUUGAUGCAACUGUGGUACUACUUCAAGAAAAAUCAGCCUGUCAGCAAGUAGAUUCUGAUAGUGAAGAUGAACUCGACACUGAUCAUGAUGACGUACUUAUGGAUGCUGUAUCUGACCUAUUACCUGCAUUUGCAAAGUCCAUGGGACCUCAUUUUGGACCAAUCUUUCCAAAGUUGUUUGAACCUUUAAUGAAAUUCGCGAAAUCGGUACGGCCUCCACCAGAUCGGACCAUGGUGGUUGCUUGCCUUGCAGAAGUUGCUCAGGCAAUGGGUGCUCCAAUUGCUGCCUACGUUGAUACGCUGAUGCCCUUGGUCCUGAAAGAACUAGCAUCAUCUGAAGCAACUAACAGGAGGAAUGCAGCAUUUUGUGUUGGGGAGCUUUGCAAAAAUGGCGGGGAGCCAGCUUUGAAAUAUUACGGUGAUGUACUUCGUGCGCUAUACCUAAUGUUUGGAGAUUCUGAGCCGGAUUAUGCUGUCAGAGAUAAUGCAGCUGGUGCAAUUGCAAGGAUGAUAAUGGUCCAACCUGAUUGUAUACCUUUGAAUCAGGUUCUCCCUGUUUUCCUGAAAUCCCUGCCACUGAAAGAGGAUCAAGAGGAGUCAUUGGCUGUUUAUAGCUGCAUCUGUAAUCUUGUUUUUACAUCAAACCCUCAGAUCCUGCCUCUUGUCCCUGAUUUGGUCAAUGUUUUCGCGCAAGUUGUGGUGUCUCCUGCUGAGACACCUGAAGUUAAAGCUCUAGUUGGCAGGACUUUCGCUCACUUAAUAUCCCUCUACGGUCAUCAAAUGCAACCCAUUCUGAGCAAUCUUUCACCUACACAUGCUAAUGCGUUGGCUGCUUUUGCACCAAAAAGUUGACAAAUUUCCAGGGCAGCAUGCGCAGCUUGUUUUCUUAGAUUCUUUCUGGUGGAUUUUAGAGAUAUAGGAUUCCCUGCACUUAAUAGUGAUUUGUUGUGCUUGUGAAGUGGGAGUUAAAAUGUGGAUCAACCUCAAACCGAGAUCGUGGCCCACAAAAAAGGUUUACCAUUUACAUUGUCUUCAUUUUUGCCCCUAUGAAGACAUGGUUUCAUUUUCUUAUUACUUUUUUACUUAUAUUGUUUGCCAUUUGUUAUUUUCCUUUUUCCUUCAAGUGGUCUGUGUGGUAUUCAUUUUUAUUUUGGCAUGACAACGGUUGGCUGUAUGACAUGGAUUGGGAGUUCUUGUUGUGAGAUAAAAGUGGAUGAUGUAAAUCAGCUUCCUUCCAAUUCGUUUGUUAUAUUAUAUCAAUAUUUCAUAAUUAUAUCAUGUAUAGACAUAUCAGAUAAUAUUCAUGAAAUUUGGAUUUUGCUGUA